AGUAUAAAAAUAUCUUAUCAAAUUCCAAAGUGCAUCUCCAUCCACCUCUUUUAACUCUAUUUCAUUUUGAAAUGUUUCUCGAAGGGAAUUGGUGAACAUAGCUGCAAAGUACUCGCAAUUAGCACUUAGCACUAAUCUAUGGGCUGGGAUACGUCGUGUGCCUGCAAUAAGGACCACAUCAGUCAACUGUUGUUUGUACAAAUACUCCUCCAUAAUACGUAGACAAUGCUCAGAGUGCUUUGGAGUUUUAAAACUUUCAUCUUGAGCACUGUUUGUGCUGAUGCUGGCCAGGCUAAGUUUGCUUUCAUCUGCACCGUUUGUGCUAAUGCUGGCUAUGCUAUGUUUGCUGGACGAAUUUUCACUCGAAGAAUAGAAUUUCUCCGUUUUCUUCAUUUUGAUUAUGUUUAUUUGUAGAUUUGUUUAAGAAUCUACAAACUUAUACGAUGCAAGUUCUUUGUUCAUUAAUAUUUUAAACAAGAAACAAGUCGCAAAAAUAAAAACAUCGCUGUUCUCUAUUCCCAUUGUUUGACUUCUUUCCACGUAAAUAUACGCGAAUACAGCUGAUGUAGCUAAUUAUAUAUAUAGGUAUAUGGACCAUAUACCUAUGCACGGUGUUUUAUACAAUGUUGCCAGAUUUAUGGCAACACUGUAUGCGCGCGCAAGUAUAACUUUUCAAAACAUUAUCACCAUAAGUAUCUGCAGUGUGUUUGUAAGAUCGCACGACAUGAGAUGAAUAAAGGGAAUUAAGGGCAUUUUAUAUCAUAGAAUCAUGUUGAAAUCCGUAACAAUGUUUUCUUCUAAAUACCGCAAGAUUGUCUCAUUUCCUACACAAUGCAGACAUAUGGCCACAGUGAAAAGGUUUUAUCGGAAAACAGGUAUACUUUCAAAUGGUGAUAAAUAUGAAAUUACUUUGGAUCAAAAGAGAUUAAAAACUCCACUUGGCAAAGUUUUCGAAGUUAAAAGUAAACCACUAGCAUUAGCUAUUGCUCAUGAAUGGGACAGUCAAAAAGAUGUAAUAAACAGAAAUCUCAUGCAUUUAACUGCUCUUUGUAGCACAGUAAUCGAUAAUCCCAAUAAACUCACUAAACAAGACAUUGCAAGCUAUAUUGUUAAUUUUUUGGAAACUGAUACAUUACUUUUUCAGUCAAAUGGAAAUGAGCAGGAAUCAGACGAAUUGUAUAAAUUACAAGAGCAAAAAUGGGAUCCUCUCAUACAAUGGUUUUGUGAUCGAUAUCAAGUUGAUAUUGUUAAGACAAGAAGUAUAGAGCCUCCCAAAGUACCACAAAAUACAAAAGAUAUAAUAACAAAGCAGUUAUUAUCUCACAAUGAUGAGGCAGGUUUUGGUUUUAUAUAUGGAGUAGACUCUGUGAAAUCUGUCAUAUUAACUUUUGCUGCAGCAGAAAGAGUGAUUACUGUUGAAGAAGCUGUUGCACUCUCUAGAUUGGAGGAAGAGUUUCAGAUUUCUCACUGGGGAAAUGUUGAGUGGUCACACGAUCUUUCAAAGUAUGAUUUACAAUCACGCCUAGCAGCUGCAAUCCUGUUCAUUCAUCUAAACUCAAAUUUUAUAAACAGUCAACCAAAAGUCAAGGCAACAAACUCUACGUGAAGGUACAUUGAUGCAGAGUCCCCCGUUCUGGCAUGGAGACGCGAGGCACUCGUUGACAUCUUCCUCGCAGUACCUGCCGGUCCAGCCUUCGGAGCAUCGACAGGUGAAGGUCAGGCCUGGUCCAUCGACACACUCUCCGUAAUUCCUGCACAUCGUGUUGUUGCACACCGAGGCGUCGAUCUCGCAGAACUCGCCUGCAAACUUUCGACUUUAGACACGACAUCCGAUUGCAGAGAGAUUACAUGCUAUAGUGAAGAAGCAAACUAUGUUUGAGCUCUAUAAGUAGGAAAGAAAUAGUAAGGCAUUCUACCCGAGAAUCCUUCGAGGCAUUGACAAGUAAAUCCAUUAUAAUCUAAGCAAGUCCCGUUGUUUAGACAUGGAUGGUUCAUGCACUCGCUGUACUUCUGUUCGCAAUUCAAGCCUAAAGUAGUGUACACACAAUAUACUUUUGUAAUCGUACUGUCGACGUCAGAGCUUAUUGUAAUAUAUGUAAAUGUUUGAGAGCAAAUUGAGAGAUCA
Molecule: messenger RNA, 2125 nt
Organism: Nasonia vitripennis (jewel wasp)
Lineage: Eukaryota; Metazoa; Arthropoda; Insecta; Hymenoptera; Pteromalidae
Product: ATP synthase mitochondrial F1 complex assembly factor 2
Exons: 7
Coding region: 770-1606 (278 amino acids)
Biological process (GO): mitochondrial proton-transporting ATP synthase complex assembly
Cellular component (GO): mitochondrion
Source: RefSeq, a predicted model, not a curated record